Molecule: messenger RNA, 1944 nt
Organism: Dracunculus medinensis (Guinea worm)
Lineage: Eukaryota; Metazoa; Nematoda; Chromadorea; Rhabditida; Dracunculidae
Source: the annotation of a GenBank genome assembly
AUGGAAUCGUGCAAAGUCAACGAAAUAGUCCUCGAUACAGGUUGCCAUUUAACGGGGCAUAAAUGUGGAGUGAAUAUGGUAUUCAGGACCAUUAGCGAAGAAAGAAAUGAUUCAUUACAACUUCGGUAUUGUGUCCAACGAUGCUCUUGCGAGAGGGAGGAAUUUGUAGCAAAAACAUUUCAUUGUGAAAGGGCUAAAAUUCAAUUAAAAAGCGAUAUGGUUACGAACGAAUAUCUUCAAGCCAAUGCUCGCGAAAUCAUGACAUCUUUCAUUCCAUUAUAUUCUCUGGGUUUUCAGUAUUGUCCACGAGCCAAUUACAAAUUGGGGAAAGAAAUAACUGAUCUGGGCUGCCGGAUGACUGGCUUUAAAUGCGGAAGCAAUAUGGCUUUCGUUACAUGGUACUAUGAAGGAGGAUAUUACAAACCUGGAAAAAAAGUCUUCGAUUUUGACUGUACGCUUACGGGUCGAGAAUGUGGAGCUAAUAUGAUAUUCGUCAGGCAAAGAAAUGACACCGAUUAUUGUAUUCAGAUUUGCAAAUGUAUAAAUGACGACUAUAUCGAAAGCGACGGGCAAUGUCUCAAAAAGGAAGAGUUAAACGAUAAUGCAGCAAUCGAACGUUUCACCAGUAAAGGGCGUCGAAAACUCAUUGAGGUCGGCCAUAUAUUCGGAGAUUUUGGCUGUUUUUCAACUAAUACUGCAUGUGGAACCAAUAUGAUAUUUCGUCCAUUCAUACAUUUCUAUAAUAUAACCGAUUCAAUAUCGCACGAAAAGUGUUUGCAACGUUGUUCGUGUAUAAAUGAUAAAUACGUAGAGGAAAAUAAACAGUGCAUUGAGCGUACUCAAAAUCUGAACUCACUAAAUGAGGUUAAUAUGGGAUGUCAAUUAAGUGGUCAGAAAUGUGGAGUUAAUAUGUAUUUUAUUCCAUUCGCUGUAAAUUUGUCGGCGAAUAUAUGCACGCAGCAUUGUCACUGCGACAAUGAACUUUUUGUACUAAAUGGCGAACAAUGCAUUAAUCGAAACAAUUUAUUCAGCAGCACUCUUGAGAAUAAUAUUAGCGAAUCAAAAGGAAGAGAGGAAGAACACAAUUCACUAAAUUGCUUGUACGGGAACUGUUUGCUUUCUCAAGAAAUCCUUGAUUAUGGUUGUAAAUUAGACGGACAACCAUGUGGACCGAAUAUGACGUUUCGAUUAAUCGAUAAAGAAGAACUUGGAGAUAAAGAGAUUCUUGGCUGUUCAAAACGAAAUUGUACCGUUGGUCAGAUGGUUUUCGAUGAAGAUUGUCGUUUAGCUGGUCAAAAUUGUGGAACAAAUAUGGUAUUCGUUACUCGCGGAACAAUAUUUGUAUCAAACACUCAAUAUUGUUAUCAACGUUGCAGUUGCCAAAAUGAGGAAUUUGUUGAAAAUAAUUUACAAUGCGAAAAAAAAGAUGAAUUUCAUUUGGCGAAAGGAAUAUAUCAAAUUAAUUUUACCGAAUAUUGUCCACAAAAUCGUUACAAACAUGAAGAAGAGAUUUUUGAUGCGGGCUGUCGUUUGACUGGUCAAUAUUGCGCACGAAAUAUGGUAUUCAAGACUGUCCAAAAUUUUUUCAAUAAUUGUAUACAACGUUGCACUUGUGCAGAAGAAUACAAUUACAAUGAAGAAGAUGGAGAAUGUUUUAGAAAUUGGUACUGUGAAGGAGGGUACUGCAAACAUGGAAGGAUGGUUUAUGAUAAUGGUUGUACGCUUACUAACUUUAAAUGUGGAACCAACAUGAAAUUUGUUAUCUUGGAAAUAAUUGAUGGUGGAAAUUGUAUCCAAAUAUGUAGCUGCGCAGACGACGAAUAUAUUGGAAUUGAUGGCGAGUGUAUAAAACAAAGUGAAACGUCAGAAUAUCCACGUAUUUUGGAAUCAAGCAAUAAUAUUUCUGAUUAUCAGAANAUGAUUAAUGGCAAUUCGCCUGAUUAG